AAUAAUCAGUAGCUGGUGUUGUGCAUCCAGUGGAGAGCAGCGGCGCUGCAGGAUGGGCGCACGAGAGGAAGUUCUUCAGGAACUUCUGGCAGAGCAGAAUCCAGAGUUUUUCCCCUCCUCUGGAGAAGAAGUGAAUCCAGUUCCGUUAACGGAGGAAUAGAGGGGGGACGUCAGCGAACUUGGGGGGGGGGGAACGCGAUUUGCGACGCUUUCUACGCCGUUUCUCUUAUGGAAAAACUGGGAAAAGAGUGAACUUUCCUCAACGCGCCCCGAGGAAAACUUCCCCGACAGAAGGGGCGAUGAGAUGCGAGUGAGCUAUGCCUUGUAGAAAUGGACAGAUUGUGUUUAAGCGAAAACAUGGCGUCUGCCUCCCAAAGUUUGGAUUAUUUUCCAGUCUGCUCUUUGCGCUCUGCUGCCUGGAGGCGCGCUCGGGCGUCGCGGCAGACGGGAGAGCCUGCAGCCCGUGUCCGGGUAACUGCUCUUGCUCGGCGGUGGGACCGCAAAACUCGUGCGUGGUUAAUUGUUCCAGCAUCGGGCUGGAUCAGGCCCCAGCGGCGUCAGACCUACCGACCGACACGCACACUCUAGAUCUGUCCAGAAACCACAUUCCCUCAGUGGAUUCCAGCCUCUUUGAUCACCUCACCGCCCUCAAGGAGCUGUAUCUUCAGAGCAAUCGUCUGGUCACUCUUCCUCGUGGGAUCUUUGACUGUGGGCCGUUAGCUGUGCUAGAUUUGAGCAACAACCAGAUCACCACCAUCGAGGAACGAACGUGUGAUAAUUUAUUUAAUUUAACUACGAUAGAUCUGAGCUUUAACCCGUUCGUCUGCGACUGUAAGCUGGUGCGCUUGGUGAGCUGGCUGCAGGAUCAGGGCGUUCGAGUGAAGCGACCCAACUCUAUGCUCUGUGACCGGCCGCCCGAGGUGAAAAACCAGCCGCUGCUCAACGUCAGUGUGCACACCUGCGGCCUGACGUACGCGGGCUGUCUGCAGGACGAGGAGCAUGCUGCAGGCGUGGAGCUGGUCAUCUUCUCCUCCUCCACUCCCGGCCCGUUCUCGCGUGAGGAAUGCAACUCCAAAUGCUUCCAUGAGAACCAGCGCUACGGCGGUCUGGGUCAGCAGAGAGAGUGUCUGUGCAGCACCAACUCCGAGCCCAACCACAUCAGCGAGUCCCAGUGUUCGGCCGCGUGCUCGGACCCGCUGGUCAUGAAGGAGUGCCUCUGGACUGUGGCGCAGGAUGUGUUUCAGGUGAAUUUCUCUGCCUCUCUUCCUUCUCGCCGUGUGUCCGUUCAUUCAGAGGCUGUCCUGUCUGUCGCCUCGUCCGUCUUCCCUGCCUCUUUCUCAUGGGACUUCGGUGACCUUUCGCCCCGGGUCAACACCUCUACGCCCAACACCACGGCGAGGCAUAAGUACGGUGUCCCGGGACGGUACCAGGCUCAGGUGAGUCUCUCGGCGGGUCACCAGGAGAUCGUGGCGCAGGGGAACGUGAGCGUGGAACUGCCCCCUCGACUCGAGCUCCGCUGCCCCGAACUCAUAGUGGCCAAUCAGAGCCUGGAGGAGGUGGUCUCUCUGGUCAACUGGGGCGGAGUGGGCGUAAACGUGGACUGGAGGAUCAGGAAGGAUGGGAGAGAGAUAGCAAGAGCGGAGCCGCUGUGUUUGCCAGAUGCGAUCCAUCACGCUGACUCCUCCCGCUGUUUCCUGUUGGUGUCGGAGGAAGUCAGCUGGUCAGAUGCUCGGCAGAAUUGUUCAGCCCGUGGUGGGGAGCUCGCCGUGGUGCAUUCCCAAACCGUCCGGGACCUUCUGGCCCCUCGAAUCACACAGGAGCGUGGAGUGUGGUUGGGUUUGAGCGAUCAGUACUCUCCCCGUGUCCUGCACUGGGUGGACGGUUCGGAGGUCCUGACAGGGGAGGAGGGCACGAGGGACCGGGCCACGCUGCAGCCUGGAAAUGUGUGUGUGUCACUGGACGGCAGCGGGCAGCCCAGCUCCCACUCCUGCACCGCCAGACGAGCGUUUGUCUGCCAGUUCACACGCCACGUGCGUGUUCCUGAUGCCGCUGUGUGUGCGGUGGGCACCGCUGUGUUUCACUCCCACAGUCCUCCGAGCAGCCCCACAGCGACACACUCCUCUGUGCCCAACACACCCGCCGGGAGCGUCGAGCUGCUCCUGUUCCCUGGACUGAGUUUUCUGAGCGCGGGGCGUCUGUCGUCUCUGGAGCUGAUCACACAGUCUCGAAGCGCAAACACUCAGCUGCGCUUUCAGGUGUACCGACCGCACUGCCAGAGACUCACACACAAGCUGCUGCCAGGUUGCGGUGACCUCUGCACCCCCAUCACUGUCUGUCAGGCCCUGGAUGAGUGGAUCAACAACACCUCCGUCCCACCAGCAGCCACAGCGUGUCCAGCGGGACGUCAGUACUGUCCGUACGCUGAGCGCUGUCUGCCCUUGGCCAGCUCGUGUCAUCCCGGGGCUUGUGUGAACUGUUCUGGGGUCAGUCCUCUGCCUGCGGGCACACAGUACCCAGAAUACAGACUCGUCGAGGAGGUGCUGAUCUCCCUACCGGCCGGACCACCAUCCAGCAUCCUGGUCCAGGAGGACAUAGAGGACCUGUUAGUUUCCCCUGGUGACUUCAUCGCCCUGCAGCACGACGCCGGACCGUCAGGCCUCCUCCAGUGCUCCUCUGACCCCUCGUCGCCAUGGAAACAGAGCGUGCUCAUCCAGAACCGCUCCGAUUGGUGGGAUGCAAACGAGACGCUGCAGGCGGAUGCGGAGGGCGGCUGGGAGGAGGGUGUGGUUUGCCAGGUGAGGGUGCUGUAUGUGGGGCAGAACAGCACUGUGCUGCAGGGUCCCUUCCUCCGCUCUGGCCUAUCUCAGCUUGGUGACUACAGUUUGGAAGUGACAUCCAGCGAUGAGGAUUUUCCCGUCACUGCAUCCUGUCCCAUCCACGUCAUUCCACCUCUGGGCCCAGCCGUGAUCUAUCCCACCAAUCACAACGGGACGGUGUACUUCCUGCCCAAUCAGACGUGGAUUCUCGUCACAGUCCGCUCGCAGCACGAUGCUCUGAUUGGCCAGCAAGGCAGCAAUGAGACCGUUCCCUUUCACAACGCCUGUCCCGAGAACCUGGUGGCGAAAGUGGCCGAAUGCAGGCAGCACGGCCCGUACAACGACACCAUGUUUGCGUGGUUUGACCUCCAGCUCGGGUCCACACCAGAACAGACCACGGUGCUGUUUCUUGUCCAGAGCAACGUUACCAAAGCAUCUCUACAAAUUCAGGCAAGGGUGCAAGAACCUCUCCGGGGGCUCUUAAUCAAACCCCAUCCUGCUCACAGAGUCCUCAUGGAGUCCGUAGUGAGUUACAUAGCCUCUGUGGAGGGAGGUACGGACCCGUCGUUCAAAUGGACAGUGGAUGAUAAACCAUACUUCACGUACUAUAACAGCAUGUUAAAUAUCAUCUACCAGAACGCAGCAGUGUACAAACUCACGGUAAUGGCUAUGAACCAGGUUAGCAUGCUGACAGAGCACUUCACUGUCACAGUAGACCACAUGAACCCGAUGACUGAGCCGACGGUCCACGGAGUCCCCAAAAUCGUGCAGCAGGGUUUGCCCCUGAACCUCUCUGCGUCGGUGAAGAUAGACAUGGCGGUGGAUGUCACCUUCUGGUGGUGGUUUGGAGAUGGAGGGAACCGUACACAUCAGAUUAAGCCCCCUUACAAUAACCCCUCUAGUAACCAGGUUGUGAUUCGUGAUGAUGUGGAAUACAUUUAUGCACAGCCAGGGGAGUACACCCUAUUGUUCACGGCUUCCAACCGCUAUGAGAACAAGACAUGCAAGGUCGAUGUAUACGUCUUUAGCAUUCUGACAAGUGUGCGAAACGAGAUUGACCCGCCCCUGCUACGUGCCGAAAAAACAGCUGACUUUGAGGCCCACCCCCUACCGUCUCCCUACGGCAUCAUCUACACCUGGAACUUUGGUGACAAUUCAAGUGUACAGCAGGGGCGUGAACGUAGGGUUCCUCAUGCGUACGCUCACAGCGGUGUCUACAAUAUCUGCGUGAAUGUCAAUAACACCAUUAGCUGGACAGACACCUGCAUGGAAGUUAUCGUCUAUGAGGAUGUUAAGGGCUUGGAGGUGAUGUCAUCUGCUCCCACGGAAUGCAACACUCCUACCGUUGUCUCGGCAAGUCUAGAAGCAGGCAACAAUGUAACUUGGAGCUUUGACAUGGGUGAUGGAAUGGUGCACACGGUUAUGGAACCCAAAAUUGAAUAUACGUACAGGAAAGAUGGAAACUACACUGUAAAUGUCACCGCAAAGAAUGUUGUGAGCUCUCAAUGGGUAACCAUACCUGUUGAGGUGUUUGUGCUACAAGUGUUAUCGCUAGAACCUCCCGGGUGCAUUCGGGAAAACAAUGAGGUACUCUUCCAUGCAUUUGUGUCAGGGAACGCUUCAGGACAUCAGUACGUGUGGAGUUUUGGAGAUGGAAGCCCCAACGAAACUCAGUAUGGAACGCAGAUGAUAAUGCACACAUACAUUAAGAAUGGCGAGUACAAUCUCUCGCUACUAAUGUCAAGUGAAGCCAACAAGGCAAAUUUUUUCAGAAGGGUCUGCGUCCAACCUGAACUCACAACAGUGUCUUUGUUUCCUCUGAGAACACACAUCAAGUUCGGUGAGGAGAGCAGAUUUACAGUAGCUGCCUUCCCAGAAUUUAACUACACCUACCUAUGGGGUUUUGGGGUACUUGACUUGAGAGGUCCUGUUCGAGGUGGUAAGGAGAUGGCCUUUACAUUCAAGAGUCCUGGGGAAUAUCUGGUUACGGUUACUGCACUCAACAACAUCUCCUGUAUCAACGACACUGUUUUAAUUGUGGUGCAACAAUCCGUCAGUUUUUUGCUGAUCAGCCAUAAUGGAGAUAAAGAAAACAAUUUUUCUUUACACCAAGGCUAUGCUUUCAAGGCAUCUUCAGACUCUGAGAAUGCUGUCUACAUCUGGGAUUUUGGAGAUGGGACUCGACUUAAUGGGGCAAACGUAUCACACGCUUACAAUUCCUCGGGCAGGUUUAACAUCAGUGUUACAGGCAAGAAUGAAGUGAGUGAGACCAAAAAUGAGAUUUCCGUUGUGGUCUUGGCCCCAAUCACAGGACUGUCAGUAAAUGCUAGCCUUGUUAAUGUCCCUUUGAACACUUCCGUUCACUUUGAGGCACACCUCAACCAAGGAGAUGGUGUAAGGUACUCUUGGAUUCUUUGUGACCGGUGCACGUCUAUCCAAGGCACUCACACCAUGUUCUACACGUUUCGCUCCGUUGGGACUUUCAAUAUCAUCGUUACUGCAGAGAAUGACAUUGGCACUGUUCAGUCAAGCAUUUCCAUCUUUGUGCAGCGUGAGUUGGAGGGCUUGCAGAUAGUGGCUGAUGAGCUUAUUGAAGGAUGCUGUUUUGCAAGCAACCGUGUCCUUCACUUACAAGCCUCAUUAAAAGAGGGCACCAAUAUGACCUUCAGCUGGAACCUUCUGAGGGAACAUGAAAACCAUGACUACAACCUCACGGGCAAGACCAUAGACCUCAACUUUUCCACCCCUGGUCCUUGUGAUGUCGUCCUCAAGGCAACCAACUUGCUUGGCCAGCUGGCUGUGAACAAAACUAUUGAGUUUUUGGAUCCUGUAAGGGAGCUGGUCCUUAAGAUUUCAUCAAACCCUGCUGCAGUAAAUGCCAUGACAAAUAUGACAGUAUCUGCAAGUUUUGGAACAGCGCUUCAUUACAAAUGGUGGGCAGAUAGUGAACUGUUAACAUCUGAUAUGUCCUCAGUCAUGCACCGUUUCAGAAGCGCAGGUUUGAAACUGGUUAAAGUGGAGGUUUCCAACAAAGUCAGCUCGGAAGUGGUCUCAAAGUGGAUCAGCAUUCAAGAACCGAUCUCGGGAUUGACUUACAUCGCCACAAAUGUUACAGAGAACUUUGUAGCUUCAGGGGACAAUGUUACUCUGCGUGGAGAAACACGGAUGGGAUCCAGCAUUUCGUGGAUGUGGCUAUUGCCAGACAACACAAAAUCGAACCAGCGCACCACCUCCUACAUCUUCCCCAAACCAGGAAUUUUCACUGUCGCUUUGAACGCCACUAAUGACAUGAACAGAGAAACAUACUCACGUGAAUUUAGCGUUCAAGACCGUAUCCAGGGUCUGGAGCUCAAGGCCAGCAAACAAAUUGCUGCGGUUGGUGAAAACGUUGAGUUUACCAUCUCUGUCUCAUCUGGAACUUCUGUUAAUUUCAUCCUGAGCAUUAGUGGUGAUGCAACUGUUGUUCUGACUAAUCAAACCUACAUCCACCAGUUCACUAGUGUGGCCAAGUACUACGUCAAUCUUACUGCCUUCAACCAAGUGAGUUCAGAACGAAGGACUCUGCACAUUGAAGUCAUGGAGCCUGUGACCAAGUUGACUAUACUGGACUGCUGUGAUGCCGCUAUACCUGUCGGUGUACCUAGGGCUUAUGUAGCGUGCACGCCGACACGUGAUCCGCUGACCAUUCUAUGGACCUUUGACCUUCAUCAUGGACUCAAGAUCUCUCGGGUUGGCAAGUCGGUGACAUAUGUGCCAGAACAGCCAGGCAAUCUGACCAUAUUCCUUAGAGCAUUCAAUUCUUUAAACGGAUUAAAUGUGACCAAGGUUAUACGAGUUCAGAACAUUAUCAGGUCAGCCACCUUGGAUGCUCAACCAAGCGACACCUUCAUAAACAAGACGGUCAGCUUCCAUGUGGGAAUCACUCCUGUUUCCACUCCAGUGACAUAUCAGUGGGACUUUGGGGAUGGUACUUCUGCAGCUGUCACAACUACACCUUCUCUUAGUCAUAUCUACAUCCUUCCUGGUCACUAUGUGGUGCGAGUUAAUGUCAGUAACCUGGUGAGCUGGGUUACAGCAGAGGUUAAUGUCAACAUCUCUGUCCUACAGUGCGACGAACCAGAAGUUCAGAUCAUUCAAGCUCCACGACUCGCCAUCUGGCGUUACCAGCCAACCUCGGUAGAGGCCAAUGUGAAUUUAAAAGGUUGUGGCCUCUAUGGAGUAGAGUACCUCUGGGAGAUCCUCACCUCCCCUCGCUGUCAGGAUGAUGACAAGAAAGGUCCACCACCGUCUCAGGUCCGUCUCCCCCCAGAAGUCAACGUCCGGAGGCUCCAAAUUUCAGUGCCGAAGAUGUCGAUUUCUGCUGGGAACUACACUCUAGUUUUUUCUCUGUCCUAUGAGGGGGUGCCUCUACGGAAGGCAGCAUGUAUUCAACUUUCAGUCAUGUCAAAAAAGCUAGUGCCAAUCAUUGAGGGUGGCACAUACCGUGUGUGGUCCAAAACUCAAGAUUUGCAUUUGAGCGCAGAGCAAUCCUACGACCCGAACCUGGACCCAGAGAACCAGUCCCUGCUCAGCUACCACUGGGAAUGUGUGAGCACCUCAAAGGGCCCAGCUCACUGCUCCACUUUGCAUUUCGGGUUGGGUCCGAGCGACCCGGUUCUGGGAAUCUCUGGUUCUGAACUGGAGGUAGAUGUUGAGUAUACCUUUCGCCUGACCGUCAGCAAAGAAGGCAUGACCCCAGAGUCCACAAACCAAACGGUGUGGGUGCAAAGCGGUCGCAUCCCGAUGGUGUCGCUGGAGUGUGUGUCGUGCAAAGCUCAGUCUCGCUACGAGAUCAGUCAGAGCUCUUAUGUGUACCUGGCUGGCACCUGCAAUAACUGUCACAGCUCACACAGAGGGCGGUGGACGGCGGUGACCGGAGGGAACGAGAUGCUGGUGCUGAAUCUGAACACCACCACCACGGGCAGCGACAGCAUGAACCUGGUCCUGCGACAGGGUAUACUCCGCGACGGAAACUCCUACAUAUUCAGCCUCCACGUGACCGAUGACAGCAUGGACCGCGAGGGCGUGGCCUACAUCGAGCUCCACCCCAACCUGCCUCCAGCCGGCGGGACGUGUUCUCUGUGGGCGGAUGGCGACGGGCCUCAUGUGCGCACGCUGCUGGAGAGAGUGCACUUCAACUGCUCAGGUUACACUGAUAUGGACGAGGCCGAGUCUCCGCUGGUGUAUAGUCUGCUGGCGGUGCGCUGCUCUGGGCUGUACUGCGAGGAGUUCUGUGUGUAUAAAGGCACGAGUCCAGAACAUUCGGCCUUUCUGCCACCUGGCAUCAGCUCGGCCCAGUACCAGGUGACUGCGAUUGUCAUGGUGGAGGACCACCAGGGGGCCACAGUCAUGGCCCGCAACAAGUCGAUGGAGGUGGUGCUGCCGGCGGUUCCUGAUGGAUUCAGCUGUCUCCCUCACUGGCUCAGCAAUCUGACCGACUCCACCCUGAGAGAGCUGCUCCGUCAGGGAGACUCACAGAGAGUACGGGAGCUCUCGCUCGCCCUCAUCACCGUCCUCAAUGAGUAUGAGCAGGGUGUUUCCCGCAGACGUGAGCGUGUGUCUAAGGCAGAGCGUCAGUAUCGUGUGAGCGUCAGAGGAAACAUCACCAGAGCGCUGACGUCACUGGACCUCACCACCGUCAGUGACAUCCAGCAGACAUCAGCGGCGCUCGCGCAGUGCACGGCUGUGAGUCGAGAGUUUGUGUGUGAAGAGUGUCAGAACAGCACUCUGGACAAACUAGAGUCGAUGUUAGAGAUCCUGCAGACAGACACCAAACAGGGCACAGUCACCCCGACCGAGAUAGCAGACAACAUCCUUAAUAUCAUGGGUGACCUGAUCCACCAGGUGAGCCAGGCUGCCUCCUCUCCUCCUCCGGAGGCCGAGGACCGCGACGGCCUCUCCCAGCCGCCUCCGCUUCUCUUAGAGGAGCAGCAGCAUCACCCGCUGCGAGUGGCUGCUAAAGCCUACACCCUGUCCUCCGUCCUCAUGCGAAUCCUCAUGCUGGGCCGCGUCUUGAACGAGGAGCCGCUGAUCCUCCGCGGGGCAGAGAUCGCCGCCGCCGGCAAACGCGCCGACCCUCAGAGCCUGCUCUGCUACGGCGAGAGCGACGCGGCCGAGUGCCGGCGUUUCUCCAUCCCGCGAGCCUUCAACAGCAGUCUGGGACGGGCAGCAGGAGGCGCUCUGGCGCCCAGCAGCGAGGACGGCAUCGUGCAGCUGCUGUUCCAAGUGGAGCCCAAUCCAUUUCCAUUCAACUAUGUCGCCAAUUACACCGUGUCGACAGAGGUGGCGUCCAUGGAGUUUCGCACAGUGAACGGCACGCAGAUUCCCAUCUCGGAUCUAGACGACAGCCAUGCCAUAACGGUUGCUGUUAAUAACGGGAGCGUGGCUGGGCUGGACGGGAACGGAUUGGAGGCCGUCUUGCCACCAGCGGGAGCCGAGAACAUCAGCCGCUGCGGUUCAAUCAUCGUGAGGGUGAGCACGAGGAACACCAACAGACAGACGGGAAUCUACGUCCAGCUCAACUUCACCGUACUAGACGAUUCUCCAGAGAAGUGGGAAUUGGAUCCAUUCAUCACAGCCUAUCUCCACACCUCCGAAUGGCCCAAUGAAUACAACAGCACUGACAGGAAACGCAUCACGCUCAAUAUGACACGGGGGCGGGACCUGGACCACCGACUCUACACUUUCUUCCUGUCUCCAAAGUCCUAUGACACUACGCGUGAUCACUUCAUAAACGUGACCGUGGGCUGCGGCGCCAGCGAUCCGGAUCUGAUCCGGUUCGAGGUGGCCGUCUUCACCUCGCUGUGUCAGUAUUUCAGCGAAAGCGCCAAUCAGUGGCGGACGGACGGCAUGGAUCCACUUCCCGAGACCAGCGUGGGCCGAGCUGUGUGUCGCACGCAUCAUCUGACCGCUUUCGCCGCCAGCCUGUUUGUUCCCGCCGAUGCCGUCUCCUUCAUCAUUCCUGUGAAGGAGGCGGAGUUGCGUGAGCGGCCGCGGCUGCUGUCCUGGGAGCUGCAGAGGGCCGUGUGUGAGAGUCACGUCUGGUUUUCUCUGUGGGAGCGUCCUCCACGGAGCCCCUUCACGCGGCUGCAGCGGCUCACCUGCUGCGCUCUGCUCAUGCAGCUCUGCAUGCUGGCCAACGCCGUGUGGUACGGCACCGUCUCCUACGGCAACAGCUCUACGCUGGUGUCUGCUCUGGUCUCGGUGAAUGCGGAGACGCUGUGGGCGGGGCUUGUGAGCUGUCUGCUGGUCUAUCCUGUCUACCUGCUCGUCUUCUGUCUAUUCAGACUCAGCCGCAGUAAGGUCUCUGUGGAGCAGCUUCCUCCUCAGGUGGACCAGGAGUCUCUGGAGAUCGAUGACUUCCUGGAUAACUCACUGACAGGAAGCUCUUUUCUGAUGCUGAAUGGCAUUCCUGGAGAGACAUACUCAGAGGAGACCAACAUUGACCUGCCCACACCGUCCACUAAGAGUCUUCAGAGGUGGAGCAUUCCUGACUGUGAUUGGCCGGAUGUGUUAACCGACCCGUCUGUGGAGAUGGGGCCGGUGUUCCCGCCUCGGCUCAAGAGAGGUCAGGGCAGCAGACAUCUGGGUGUGGACAUUCCCUUCAGUCCCGACGAGGAGGACACUGUCUAUGACAACAGCCACAGGAACAAAUACUUCUCCUCCUCAGAUGAGGAUCUGAUCAAGCGCAUUCUGGCCGAUGGACAGCUGCUGUCUCAGACGGACAGUGACAUGGGCGAUCUCUCCAGUAUAUUCGGUGAUAAGACGGAGGUGAUUCUACUGCAAAAGAUGAAUGAACCUGUUCCGUGUGGAACAUUUAGACGAGACCCUCCCAAAACUGCCUUUACUUCACGCACAGUGGUGACGGAUGUGUGUAAGCCCAGGCCGUUUCCUCCUCUGUGUGGAUUGGCUGCUCUGUGGGCCAGCUGGGUGGGGCUUGUCCUGUCCAGCAGCCUAUCAAUGUGGCUGGGGCGGAGCUUCAGCGAGGGCGUGGCUCUGAUGUGGCUCAUCUCCUGCAUUGCCAGCUUCCUGUCGUCAUUCCUCCUUCUCGAACCUCUAAAGGUGUUGUUGGAGGGGGUGUAUUUCUCUCUGGUCGUGGGUCGUCUAAGAGCUGAGGAGCAGGAUGUUCUGGUGGACUGUCCGCGUGUGGAGAGAGUGGUUCAGCGGAUCCCGCGAGUCAGGCCGCCGCAGGGGUUCGCUCUCUCACAGGCCCGAGAGGAGGCACGCAAGGUCCGCCUGCUGCACACCAUGCUGAAGGGUUUCCUGCUCUACAUGCUGUUCCUGCUGGUGGUUUUACUGCUCAACUACUCAGACUCGUCCAGAGACGCCCAUCGCCUACGACUUCACACUCAGCUGCAGGAGCACUUCCUCACAGAACACUUCAACAACAUCAGCAGCUGUUGGCUGAUUCUGCUGUGUGUGUGUGUGUGUGUUCAGGUGUUGUUGGAGGGGGUGUAUUUCUCUCUGGUCGUGGGUCGUCUAAGAGCUGAGGAGCAGGAUGUUCUGGUGGACUGUCCGCGUGUGGAGAGAGUGGUUCAGCGGAUCCCGCGAGUCAGGCCGCCGCAGGGGUUCGCUCUCUCACAGGCCCGAGAGGAGGCACGCAAGGUCCGCCUGCUGCACACCAUGCUGAAGGGUUUCCUGCUCUACAUGCUGUUCCUGCUGGUGGUUUUACUGCUCAACUACUCAGACUCGUCCAGAGACGCCCAUCGCCUACGACUUCACACUCAGCUGCAGGAGCACUUCCUCACAGAACACUUCAACAACAUCAGCAGACGUGAAGAUGUGUGGGCAUGGCUCUCAGACUCCCUGUUACCACAGUUACUGGAUGGUCCUGACCUAAUGGAGAAGACGGGCAGCCUGCUGAUAGGUCGACCCCGCCUCCGACAGCUGAGAGCUCAGCCAGAAUGCCCCGUCAUUGGCUAUUUCCCAGCAGCCUCGUGGUUUGGGUGUGUCCCGGCUGGAUGGGCGGAGUCAGCCUCAGAAUUGGUGCAGAACUGGAGUAUCAGUACAGCUCAGAGCAGCGGUAUGUGGCACUGGGGGCAGGUGUCUGUCUACAGCAGCGCUGGAUUCGUGCAGGAUCUCAGCAGGACCAUGCAGGACUCCAGAGCUGUGAUCAAGCAACUCAACACACACCAGUGGCUCGACCCGCUGACCAGGGCUCUAUUCGUGGAGUUUCCCCUCUAUAACAUCAACACCGAUCUGUUGGCCGUCUUCACGUUCCUGCUGGAGUUUCCUGUAUCUGAGCAUGCUCAGUUGAGUCUGGAGCUCAAAACCUGCAGCCUCCACACGCUCAGUCACGGCAUGGACCUGCCGCUGUUCCUCACGCUCCUCCUGCUGGUCUUCGUGAUCUAUUUCUCUGUACGUGAGAGCGCGGUUGCGUGGAAACAGGGGCAUGGCUAUUUCCUGCGUUUGUGGAACGUAGCAAGUGUUUGCAGUCUGCUGUUGGCGAUUUGUGUCGCCUCGCUACACCUGAGCCGCUCUGUACUCUCCGCCCACCAAUGGGGGUCAUUUCUACAAAAACGGGACACUUUUACGGACUUCUUUCCUCUGGCUCAGCAGAACCAGGUUCUGACCCAACUCAGCGCGACUCUGCUCCUCCUACUGGUUCUCAAGGCAUCACACCAGCUGCGUUUCAUGAGAGAAUGGGGGGUUUUCGGGAGAACGCUAAGGAGAUCUUUCUGGGAGCUGCUGACAGUUGCAGUCACUCUACUCGUGUUCCUGUUGGCAUACUCACACACCGGACACCUGCUUUUCCACUCUGUCAUGGAGGGCCACGGAACUGUUAGCUCUACUUGCUUGAAGUUACUAGGCUCUAAUGGGCGUGGACUGUUGUCAUGGCGACCGGACAGUGGCUCCUCUCCAUGUUCUGCUUCCUGUUUCAUCUUCUACAUUAGCUUCACUCUCCUCCGACUAGUUUUGCUGUGGCUUUUGAUCUCGCCGUUGCUAAGGAACUAUCGUCGGGCAAGGGCGGAACUGUACCGUCCAGCCGUUGACCUGCAGGACUAUGAAAUGGUGGAGUUGUUCCUGCGACGCCUCAAAAUGUGGAUGGGGCUCAGCCGUGCUAAAGAGUUCCGGCACAAGGUGCGGUUUGAGGGUAUGGAGCUCCCUCCUUCACGUUCCUCUUCAACUAGUGACUGCAAGUCCUUGUGUCUUCCUCCUCUGGACACUCCUGAGGCUCCCCCAACUCCCGACAGCAUUGACGGAGGAUCUGAGGCCUCCUGGCGUCCCACAUCCAGCAGCCCUUGCAGUUUGGCUGAAGCCCCAGGUCUAGGACUUGGCCUCACUUUAGGUCUUGGGGUCAUAGUUGGAGGCCAAGGCUGGAAAGAGAGAGCUGAGAUGGAGGCAACACUCCGCAGAAUCCUCCCAGCAUUCGAUGCUUUGCUUCUGCAGCUGGACCGGGUAACCCACGCCACAGAGGAACUGUAUCGAACAGAGUGCCACCUAGAGAGACUGCUGAGGAAGAGUAGAGGAUGGGGCAGAGGGGUACACCACCACAGAAGUCUAGAGUCUGCAGGACAGAAGAGACAUAGAUACAAGGGGACAGACAGGAGUACACAAGUGGCACAAUCUCCCCUGAGAACUGUAAUAAGUGCACCUGCAUCCGAGAGAAAUCCUCACAAGAGAGAUCGAAGGUCAAGGAAAUCAGAGAAGUUCUCACAAAUCACAAGUGCUCUUCCCACAAGCCUCAAUAAGACGGACUUGAGUCCCCACAGGACCAAUAGUCUCCAAAAGACUCAAGAAACCCCUAGUACCGAGGUGGUAGAUGUUGACAAGACUGAGAAAGGCCCUCGCAAGGCGGACUCGGAUCCCCUCAAAGCAAGUCCACCUGAGGGGGACAGUAGUCAACCUAGAGGCCAAAAGGCUGACAAGGCUUCUCAUAAAGUAAAAGGAAACUCCAACAAGGUGGAUCCAAAUUUCCAAAGGGAAUCUGAGGUUGCUGGCUGUGCCAACAAACCCAUCCCUACCCCUGUUCCCACUCCAGCAUCUGCUUCCUCGACUGCUCCUGUUUCUGCCAUAACUACCCCUAUACCGAUCCCUCGCUCCCAUGAAUGGAUUUCUCCCACCAACAGCGAGAACCUUCCCUCCAGCGUGUUCCGGCACCCUGCACACACUACUACGAAUCCCACCCGCAAACGCAAGCACAAACCUCCCCCACUUAAAAACAAGGUGCACCCCAACACAGACAGACCUAUCUCAGGACACCCCAAACCUUGAGACCCCAAGGUUCCACCAGUCAGUAGACAAGUACAGGCAAGGAUUUGGAAUUGAGUUGUAAGGCUUAGGAACUCAAGGAACGUUGAAGCUCAAGGGUUACAGCAUUUCAUGAAGAAAGGAGGACCUGGUGACAGCAGGUUUUGUAACCAGGCCCUCAAGAAGAGUGAAAGCAAUAAAAGUUGCUUAAAACCAAAUAAUACACCAUAGCCUUAAGUUCCAACCCACAAAUCUUUUGAUUUGUAAUGCCUUACUAAAAGUCUCAAGAUGGAAACUGGGUGCAGGUCACCAUGGUUUCUACAAUCCUCAAGAAUUUCCAGUUGAUGCAAGUUGCCCUUUUCCUUCCCCACUUGCAGUGACCUCAAGUCCAACCUCUUGACCCUGGUGGUCAACUGGGUUGAAACCGACAAGAGCAUACCUUGUGCUGUCGCAACAACAAAAACUCUUGAAAGAGACAAUGAAGGACUAGAAGAGCAAGCCUGUUGAUGCAGGAUGGCUAAAGCUUGAUGGUAUUUGUUGUACAAUGUUUUUAGUUAUGUUUGAUGAAACGUUCUUUUUUGUGUUGUUAAAGGAAGCUAUCUUAAGGUCAUGGGUAUAUGUAUCGCCCAUUGAUGCAGAAUAGGCACAGCUUAUUCGAAAAGGGCUCACACUGAUAAACUCGCACACAUACAGACAUAAAAACACCCAGAUUGCAGGUACAUAUUUGAUGCGAUUACAUAAAUAUAGAGCUAUGCUUCGAGGUACUUAUGCAUAAUUCAUGCUUCUUAAUAUAAUGGCAUGUUGCGAAAAAUAGACACAAAAACAUAUGAACUUUUACAAUUUACCCACUUACACUUAUACACUCACACUAACAUACUUCUGAAGAGGCCAUCAGGGUGCUAAACAACUAGUAAUCCUCAGGAUUUCAAAUAUAUUUCUCUGACAUAAUUGCUCCAUUCAGAGGUUUCUCAGAGCGAAACGAACCAGAGGGCGAGCGAGAGAAGAUGAAAUUAGAAAUUAGCAUGUCAGAAAGUGUGAAUUUAAAGGGAGACCAAAAAUUUGGGAUAAUGUAAUAGUAGGACAUGAAAUGUUAGAUGAAGUAAGGAAAAAGUUGAGACAGAAUUAAGACAAAGGUACGUCCCUCAUUCAAGCACAACUCCCAGAAUUCUCUGUAUGGGGAUUUGUUAUUCCAGCAGGUAAAAGCGAUGUUCCAUAAAGCAUUAUUAUUGUUAAGUAGUUGUUAUUAAGUAGUUUGUUAAUGAAUGAAAAACCAGCUUAUGAUAAAUGGAAGUGUGUUUGUUGCCCUCUAUGAUGUUUUGAAUUUAAUUUAAAAAGCACUUUGUAUUGAUGUUUUAAUAUGAAUGAUUGUGAUGGCAUCGGUGUGAUUUAAUUUGAAUGUGUUAUGGAAAAUGUUUUGCAGAAAUAAUAAAAUAAGCUUGGUAUGAACAUAAGAGAUAGUUACAACAGCAUUACUCUCCGUAUAAUUUUGCCAAAGCUUGCAACUCAAGUAACAAGAAAUAAACUUGUUUCUUUUGAACUUAGCACUUUAUUGCAAUGUCAAGCUUUAGUGCUUUGCCAUAUUUAAACUAGUAUGUACUAUUUCUUCACAUACAACUUUCCAGAACUAUUCUCUUUGAGUAUUAUACACAAGCUGCAUCAGGAUAUUGAUUACCAUUAAUUUUCAUGUAUUUGUUUCUACAAUGUGUUGAUUUGAUGUCUCUUGUGAAGUACUACAUUGGUAUUUACCGUGAUGAUGCUCAGGGACCCUCUUUUUAAAAACCCAAAGUAGGAUUUUUAGGUUUUUUGUUGUUUUCCGCUUUAAACAAUGCAUGUAUUAAGGUCUCAUAUAUUGAAAUUAGAGUAGUUGAGAGUGAUUUGAUGAUUAGCUUAAGCACUCGAAAAUAUCCACCACAGGGAGUUUUGAUUCUGUCAAAGGUCACUUCCACUACAGUAACGUUUUUAUUCAGGCCAUUCCAGAUGAGGUUUAGAAAGGUCAUGUUUAUCUGUACAUAUUGGUGUGCCCUGAUGUAAAUAUUGUAUUCGAGUUUGAUUGCAUUGUUUUAAUCUCGUUUCCCUUAACCGCACUGAGUAGAAAUUUUAAAUGGACAAAAUGGAUCGCAGUAUGCACAAUCAUUUCACACAAAUGCUUUGGCCAAAGGAAAAAAUAAGACCCAAAAAAGGUAUGAAAGCAUUGCUAUUUCCAACAGAACUACACACAGCACAAGCAGUCAUUUUAAAAUAUAAUGGCUUUUUAGUAGUUCUUUGCAGGAUAGUAUUGCCGCUAAAAUAUUUCGUACUUUUUGUCAGGAAAAAAAUAAAUAAAUCAUGUCUGCCAUUUCAAACCAGUCACAAGUGCCAAAACAUACUUGCAUGCAAUAUUGUAAAGUCUUAUUUUUUGGUAUUAAAUGCUGAAGGUGCAGUAAUGUGUUGAUUGCAGGUUUGACAUUUUGUGUUGAAUUGUGCUGUUGUACUUGUAACGUUGUAGCACUUCGCUUUACAUGCUUUUGCACUUGACAAAGUCAAAUAAAGAGUCUGACAGCU
Molecule: messenger RNA, 16586 nt
Organism: Sinocyclocheilus grahami
Lineage: Eukaryota; Metazoa; Chordata; Actinopteri; Cypriniformes; Cyprinidae
Product: polycystin-1-like
Exons: 47
Coding region: 318-14069 (4583 amino acids)
Biological process (GO): calcium ion transport
Cellular component (GO): plasma membrane
Molecular function (GO): protein binding; monoatomic cation channel activity
Source: RefSeq, a predicted model, not a curated record